Drosophila elegans is the source of this 488-nucleotide messenger RNA. RefSeq lists its product as uncharacterized. The transcript is spliced from 2 exons. Lineage: Eukaryota; Metazoa; Arthropoda; Insecta; Diptera; Drosophilidae. The record is from RefSeq and is a predicted model, not a curated record. Bases 85 to 399 code for a protein of 104 amino acids.
CUGACUUUUCAACAACACUCAAUUGAAGUUUUGAUACAUUUUUGAUAGCUCUAUGACAAAAUCACACUAAAUUGCCCCCGGAUCAUGGACAGCCUAACAAAACUACGCCAGAAACCAAAGAAACUUCCUGAGAUGGCAGAAGAUCUAACCAAAUCAGCCGAAUCGGAGAAGGAUAUUAUCAAUGAAGUGGACGAUCAGGCCAUCGUAUACGAUUACAUGAUGUAUCCUAGUAAAAAAGCAAAGGGCAAGUUGUUCAAGAAGCCACAGAAAAAUGUUUCCUUCAAGACGAUGGUGGAGCUGGUGACCUACACGGACAACUGGAAGAUGAGGAUGAGCGAGAGUAAGCUGCGCACGGAGGAGGAGCAGCUCAAGUAUAACCUGAAGCGACGAAACUCCUGAUGGCUUCCGCACGUCAAACGUUUAAAAUUGUAUAAUGAUUUGUUUUGGUCACCGAUUUAGUAAAGUUAAUGUUGGUAGUGUUGGUUAAA